AUGCGGCAGAUUUUCUUAGGGCCUUCGACGGCCAAGGAGUCCUAUAAAGGCUUGGUGGGCAACACCAUUCUUCUAGCGCAGGCCGAAGCAAAGACUACACAGAUCUUACCAUCUUUGAACAAAGUCUUGGAUCAAUUGGUGAUUGUUUUCACAAGAAGUGUCGAGGAAGUCAAAACCUGUAAGGCAUUAACCGUCAACCGCGCAGAGUUUGUGGACUGCUUGCGCUUGAGAAAGAAACAUUGCCCUGUGUUUUUUGACACCGAUAUUGAUCAAGAUGCCGUUCAGAAGCUGCCAGUCGAAGGGGUUCCAAACGAAUUUAUCGAACAUGCCAUACAUCUUCCGGAAUCAACAUUUUUGCAGCGUAUGCAAGGGCCGGGCGACCUGCCCGUGACAGCGCCUCCGUCCAAUACCGAUGGCAACAUUGCUGAAGAGUCUGAUGAUGAUGAAUCUGUCCAUGACGAUGCGCCGGCCUGCGCAGAUGAAGGCCAUGAGCGUGCCAAUCGAGUAUCGAAGACGACUUUGCUUCUAGCAGUGUUCCUGGCGUUGCUGGAUUUGCGUUGGCGAUCCUUGAAGCUCUUGAAGCCCAAGGGCGAGGGUUUCAGCAUGGACACCGUUUGGUCCGCGCAAUUCCUGGGUUUCUUGCAAGCAUGCAAAUUCAAGAUGGUCACUCAAAGAUUGUUGUUGCCUGUUGUGGCGGCAGAACGCUUGAAGCACGUGGAGCGCGAAAUCGCUGCAAGCGAGCAGCAGCAACGCCCACCAGCAAAUUUCUUCAAAGAGGCGUCAUUGACAGGUGCCGAAUUGAGCACGCUGCCAGAAUACAAGUUGCUUGCCCUGAUGGUGAAGAUGCCUGUAACUUUGACACUUUUCUUGCAGAGGCCCAUAGACGUGACAAUGGUUUCCUGCCGCUGCAAUUGCGACUUCAAAUUUCUAAUCCGAGGGUUUGUAGUUGAUGAAGAUGACAAUAAGAUAACACUUGUUUGUGAUGAUAGCUGCCUUGGGCAUGUCAUGGGCAUGAGCCGCGCUAGCAUGCACAAACAUGAUUCGCGUGAGCUGCGCUUGUUUGCUCGUAAUGUCAUUGCUUUGCACGUCGCAUCUUUCAAUACUGACCACUACAUCACAAAAUACAGCACAAAACCCAUGGAGGCAAUGCAGUCGGCAGUGGCUCAAUUUGCUGUUGGCAUCAGAAGAUUGGAGGAGGAAGAAAGCAAAGCUGAGGUUUGGACACCCCAAUACCGUGCCAAGCGGGUGAUUGUCAGGCUUGCGGCCGCUGCGAACCGCAGCACCUGGGUAUCUUCGACAGAGUUGGCGACCACCAUUCUGUGCGCAGGUCACUGCUGGGCUACUCAUGCUGAAGUUGUCCUCUUUCUUUCAAGACCUUGGUUUUUGAUGCAACAAUGCCGGCGUCUCUUAGAAAAUACACCGAGCCCUCUUCUGCACGACAACUUCGUCCCCAUUGCUGCAGUUGAAUUGAAUGCUUCAGACUCUGAAGACGGAGCUAGCUUGGCUGAUGACUCUGCAAAAGAAGAUCCUGAAGAAACGGCUGUCGAGGAUGAAGAACAGCAGGACGCGGAAAAAGACCGCAACCAACAUUGGGACAAAACUGUAUUACGCACCACCACAACAUUGCAUGACGACUAUCUUCACCGAGGGCCAUGGCUGGCUCCAAUGCCCCUGUUUGUCUAUGCUUCUCGAGUACGUCGUGUUCGCAAACCUCUGAAGCCCAAAGAUCAUGAAAUCAUGUUUGAAUUUGACCCGCACUACCAAAUGCACGCGUUGUAUUGCCAAUGUUUUGCUUUGCAGAUCACCGUACCCCGAAUUGUCGGCCCGAAGCCGCCAUCGUUGGAUGAUGCAGAAGCUGAUGCCCCACCAGAUGACGAAGAUAGCUUCGAUGAGGAGUUGCAUUCGCAAACCAAAGCAGCUGUAGCAAAACUUCUCCGCAAAGAAAUGCUUCAGUCCGAUGCCACGACAAGUUGCCCAGCAUCGGAGAACCUUACGCCUGAAAUGGCUGUGCAACAGCUGGAAGAGCUUUUUGACAGGAACGCCAACCGCGACGAGGCACAAGUCACAGAAAUUGACGUUCCUUUAGCGUGGAAAGGUCCUGCAGCGUAUGCCAAAUCUCUCAUUGAUAAGUUUCCUUUCAACCAGGAGCAGCUGGACUUGUUGGCCCUUCUAGUGAAUCCACUUGAAGUUGCGUGGCGAAACCGAGAAGAUACAUCUGUGUACACCUUGCCGGUCGACCUAGGCUGCCAGAAUUAUCGGCGGUAA
Messenger RNA from Durusdinium trenchii, 2265 nucleotides. Lineage: Eukaryota; Dinophyceae; Suessiales; Symbiodiniaceae. The record is from the annotation of a GenBank genome assembly.